Chondrus crispus (carragheen) is the source of this 3102-nucleotide messenger RNA. Its product is annotated as chromatin-remodelling complex ATPase ISWI2. The coding region runs from base 1 to 3102 and encodes 1033 amino acids. The transcript has a single exon. Gene Ontology annotation, cellular component: nucleus; chromatin. The record is from RefSeq and is a predicted model, not a curated record. Gene Ontology annotation, molecular function: DNA binding; histone binding; ATP hydrolysis activity. Gene Ontology annotation, biological process: nucleosome organization; regulation of transcription by RNA polymerase II. Lineage: Eukaryota; Rhodophyta; Florideophyceae; Gigartinales; Gigartinaceae.
AUGCCCGUCUCCAAUGGCGACGCGCCUUCGCGCCCCUCGUCGAAAGCCCGCGUCCCGGCUACCCUGGCCCAGUCCAAUGCAGUGAUUCACACCGAGAUCCGUCGUGCCCAGGGCGACCGUCGCAAUUUUUUACUCGCGCAGGCACCCAUGUUCAAACAUUUCAUCGGUGAAGACGACGACUCCGAUACUGCCGCAAAGCCUUCUGCCAAGCAGCCGGAGAAGCGUUUGGGUGUCAAGUCGAAGAAGAGGCGCAUGACUGAGAAGGAGGAGGAUAGGCUCAUGAUGGAGAGCGCAGCGAAGAGCGAUAUGUCUGACCCGCUUGUGCAAACAACACGCCUCAAGAAACAGCCGUCAAAUGUGACGGGUACUAUGAGGCCAUAUCAGAUUGAGGGGCUCAACUUCUUAAUUGGAUUGUUUGAGCGUGGCCUCAAUGGCAUUCUUGCGGAUGAGAUGGGGCUCGGUAAGACCUUACAGACUAUCUCUCUGCUGGGUUUUCUCAGGCAGUACAAGGGACUCACUGGACCUCACCUUAUCAUUGUUCCGAAAAGCACGCUCGGGAACUGGAUGAAUGAAAUUAAGAGAUGGUGUCCGGAUAUUCGCGCCGUCCGGUUUCAUGGCACUCAGGAGGAGCGCAAGCAUCAAAUGUCGAACCUCAUUGUGUACGGCAAGUUUGAUGCAGUUGUUACAUCGUAUGAAGUCGUAACAAAGGAAAAGGCUCACCUUACCAAGUUUUGCUGGCGCUACCUCAUCAUUGAUGAGGCCCAUCGCAUCAAGAACGAAAAUUCACUCCUUUCCCAGGUUGUCCGUAUGUUUACAACACAAGCACGCUUGCUCAUCACCGGAACUCCAUUGCAAAACAACCUUCAUGAGCUCUGGGCCCUGCUCAACUUCCUCUUGCCUGAUGUCUUUUCGAGCUCGGACGUUUUUGAGAAAUGGUUUUCGAGUGUUGAAGCUGUAGAAGGCGACAACACGACAAACGAUACAGAAAAGCAACAGGAGAUUAUCGGUCAGUUGCAUGCUGUCUUGCGUCCGUUCCUUAUCCGUCGUUUGAAGAGCGAAGUUGAGCACAGUCUGCCCCCGAAAAAAGAGACCGUGCUGUUCACAAAACUCUCCGCAAUGCAGCUUGAGCUAUACAGAAACCUUCUCAAGAAGGAUAUUGAUGCCAUCAAUGGGAAGGGUGGAGACCGCGUGCGCUUGCUCAAUAUUCUUAUGCAGUUGCGCAAGUGCGCAAAUCAUCCGUAUCUCUUCGAUGGCGUUGAAGAUCGUUCGCUAGAUGCUUUUGGUGACCAUCUCAUUCAAAACUGCGCGAAGAUGACCUUGCUGGACAAACUCUUGCCUCGUCUGAAGGAGGGCGGACAUCGGGUCCUCAUAUUUUCGCAAAUGACACGCGUUCUUGACAUUCUCGAAGACUACUGCACGAUGCGGCAAUUCAAAUUUUGCAGGAUCGAUGGGAGUACCGACGGUGAGUGGCGUGACGAGCAGAUUGCCGACUACAAUCGUGAUGGUUCCGAAAAAUUCAUCUUCUUAUUGUCGACGAGAGCUGGUGGCCUCGGUAUCAAUCUUGCGACCGCAGAUACCGUUGUUCUGUACGACAGUGAUUGGAACGCCCAGUGUGAUUUGCAAGCCAUGGAUCGCGCUCAUAGAAUUGGUCAGCGUAGACCCGUGAAUGUCUACCGCCUGAUUACAGAGAACUCAGUCGAAGAACGCAUUCUGCGCACUGCUAUGUCCAAGCUACGCCUAGACACUCUUGUGAUUCAACAAGGUCGACUAACACAACAGAAGAAAAACCUCCAAAAGGACGAGCUUCUCAACAUGAUCCGGUUUGGCGCGGAUAAAUUUUUCAAGUCUAAUGCAUCAGACUACGCUGAGGAAGAUAUUGAAGUGAUCCUCUCUCGCGGUGCAGAAAAGACAAAGGAGAUGAAUGAAGAGCUAGGAGAGAAGAUCACAACAUCGGGCAAUCUCGAUAUGCUCGACUUCAAGCUCUCCGGCGACGAUGCUAACAAGGACAAGUCUAUCUUUCAUUUUGAAGGUGUUAACUAUAAGGAGAAGGCCGCCGGCGGAAACGAGUUCUUUUUGGACGUUGGUAAGCGAGUUCGGUCUAAGAAUUAUGACGAAGCCGCCUACUACAGGGACGCUAUGCGACAGACGCCAGCGCCUCAAGUUGAAAAGAAGAAACCUCGACUGAAAUAUCGCAAAGAGCCAUCAUUGCCAGACCACAUGCUGUAUAAUACUCCAAGAUUGCGAGAGCUCUUCCAAGUUGAGAGGGAAAUCGUGGAUAAGUUCAAUGCCGAAGCCGACGCCGUAGUUAAGGAAGGCAAGGAACAACCAGAGCUCCCAAAAUUAGAAAGUUUGCUAUCUGAAGAGCACGAAAAUGAGCGUGAAACGCUUCUCGAUGAGGGUUACAGCGAGUGGACAAAGAGAGAGUUUUCUAGUUUCUUGCGUGGAAUAGAGCGUUACGGGCGUGAAAAUUUUGACAAGAUUCUCGAUGAUAUAGGCGAUUCAAAGACUAUGGAGCAGCUGGUAGAAUAUUCAGCAGCCUUUUGGGAAAAGGGCCCGACUCGUAUUGACACAUGGCCAAAGGUUCUGAAGGUUAUUGAAGAUGGAGAACAAAAGAUUGCUCGUCGAGAGGAGAUGGAAAGGGCAAUUCAAGUCAAGGUUAAACGAUACGACGACCCAUGGAAGGAGCUUGAUAUGGUCUAUUCCAACAAUCGUUCCAAGACUUUCAUAGACGAGGAGGACCGGUGGUUAAUAUGUAUGACCAGCCAGCUCGGCUAUGGAAGAUGGGAUGAUAUCAAGCUGGAGGUGCGGAAGGCAUGGCAGUUCCGUUUCAAUUGGUGGCUCAAGAGUAGAACACCAAACGAAUUGAAACGUAGAGUGGACGUCUUAAUUAGACUCAUCGAGAAGGAGAAUGAAGAGAUCGCCGAACAGCAAAAACUGAUGGAAAAGCGCAAGAAAAAUGCGUCCAGACGCAGGGAUUCUGUGUCAAAUGGCAGAUUAAAUGGUCCAUCAUUUCCCCAGAAGAAGAGAAAGACCGAGCAAUCGCAGGUCGAUUCAUUCUUCUCAUCGAAACCUAAGUCACAGAAGAUCUCUCGACCUUCAUAG